CUCAAAGAUCACCCAUCUCUCUCGCCAUUUGCCAUCUUUAGUUCCAGCCCCCACCUCCCGAUCCAUUAAAUCCCGCGGCGCCCUCCUGCUCGCCCCAUUCCUCCCACCACCGCCCAGAUCCAGGCCAUGCCGCCGCCACCGCCGCCGCCGGAGCCGUUCCGGGUCUUCGUCGGGUACGACCCGCGGGAGCACGAGGCGUACGAGGUGUGCCGCCGCAGCCUGCUCCGCCACGCCACCGUGCCGCUCGACGUGCGCCCCAUCCGCCAGCCGGACCUGCGCGCCGCGGGGCUCUACCGCCGCGCCAGGGGCCCCACGGAGAGCACCGAGUUCUCCUUCACGCGCUUCCUCACGCCCUACCUCGCGGGCUACCGCGGCUGGGCGCUCUUCGUCGACUGCGACUUCCUCUACCUCGCCGACGUCGCCGACCUCCUCGCCGCCGCCGCCAUCCCCCCCUCCCCCUCCGACUCCGACCUCGCCGUCGUCUGCGUCAAGCACGAGUACCAGCCCGCCGAGGCCACCAAGAUGGACGGCGCCAUCCAGACCGCCUACCCGCGCAAGAACUGGUCCUCCAUGGUGCUCUACAACUGCGCCCACCCCAAGAACGUCGCCGCGCUCACCCCCGACGCCGUCAGCACCCAGACCGGCGCCUUCCUCCACCGAUUCUCCUGGCUUGAGGACCACGAGAUCGGGGAGGUGCCUUUCGUCUGGAACUUCCUCGUCGGGCACAACAGGGUUGACCCCGACGAUCCGGACACGCAGCCCAAGGCACUGCACUACACCUGCGGCGGGCCGUGGUUCGAGAGGUACAGAAACUGCGAGUUCGCAGACCUAUGGAUCAAGGAGGCCGAGGAACUCAGGGCCGAGAAGGAGAAGCUCAAGGCCAUACAGGACCACCACGACAACGACGAGGAGAUCAACAAGGGGAAUUCGAAUUGAUUCAUGAUAUGGUCGACGACUUCCCCGAUAUUGCAUUGCAUUGGUUCUUUUUGUGAGCGCCCGCUGAAAUUCUUUCCAUUCAAUCUGUCCCCACGCAGAUAUAUGUAGCCACUAGCUUCUCUUACUACUGUUAUCAUGUUGAUUUCUUC
Lolium perenne is the source of this 1085-nucleotide messenger RNA. Its product is annotated as protein CDI-like. The record is from RefSeq and is a predicted model, not a curated record. Lineage: Eukaryota; Viridiplantae; Streptophyta; Magnoliopsida; Poales; Poaceae.